AUGGAUAAGGAUCUUGAAAAGGCCGCGCUGGAAAACCAAGGCCAGGAGCACCACUCCAGCGGCGACAGCACUGCGCGCAAUCCCGAGGAGGAACUGGAAGAGACCCGGCGGAAUAAUCCCCUGGGCCUGACGCGCACCAAGUCAGGCGUUUCGGUGGAGCAAGCUCGAGAUGACUUCCAACAGCUGAGCAGGAAAUUCUCGAGCGUCUCCAAGGCCUCGAGAACGAGUCACGAUGCCCAGCGCAGGGGGAGCCACAAGGAUAUCCACCAGAAGGAAGAUGUGGCCCUCGCAGAGUCUGGCACAAGCCUCUCGAAUGAGGGAGAGCAGGAGGACCAGUUCGACCUCGAGGGUGCGUUGCGGACGGGACUGGACGCCGAGCAGCAGGCUGGGAUCCGCCCCAAGCAUAUUGGAGUCAUCUGGGAGGACCUGACUGUCAAGGGCACUGGCGGAUUCGAGAACUACGUCAAGACAUUCCCCAACGCCUUCAUCGACUUUUUCGACGUCAUCACGCCCAUGAUGAAGAUGCUGGGCAUGGGCAAGAAGGGCACCGAGGCCACGCUGCUGAAUGGCUUUCGCGGCGUGUGCCAGCCAGGCGAGAUGGUCCUGGUCCUGGGUCGUCCUGGUUCUGGCUGCACGACGUUCCUCAAGACAAUUGCAAACCAGCGCUACGGCUACACCAGUGUCACGGGCGACGUGCUGUACGGCCCAUAUACGGCCAAGGAGUUUGAUCAGUACCGAGGCGAGGCGGUCUACAACGCCGAAGACGAUCUCCAUCAUGCGACACUCACUGUCGAGCAGACCCUGGAGUUCGCGCUGGAUACCAAGACGCCCAAGAAGCUGCCUGCAGGCCUGACCAAGUCCGAAUUCAAGAAGCAGGUCAUUACAAUGCUGCUCAAGAUGUUCAACAUCGAGCACACCCGCAACACCGUGGUCGGUGGACACUUUGUUCGAGGUGUCUCGGGCGGAGAGCGCAAGCGAGUUUCUAUAGCCGAGAUGCUGACCACCAACGCCUGCAUCCUGUCCUGGGAUAACUCCACCCGUGGCCUAGAUGCGUCCACCGCGCUGGACUUUGUCAAGUCGCUCCGCAUCCAGACUGAUCUGUACCGGACGACCACCUUUGUCUCUCUCUACCAGGCCUCCGAAAACAUCUAUCGCGAGUUCAACAAGGUCAUGGUCAUCGAUGGCGGAAGGCAGGUCUACUUUGGGCCCACAGACAAGGCAAGGGCCUACUUUGAGGGGCUCGGCUUUGCACCUCGCCCGCGCCAGACCACACCUGAUUAUGUCACGGGAUGUACGGAUGAGUUCGAGCGUGAAUAUGCCCAGGGCUACUCCCCUGAGAAUGCGCCCCACGACCCGGAGACUCUGGCCGCCGCCUUCGAGGCUUCUGCCAUCGCGAAGGAUCUCGACGAAGAGAUGAAGUCCUACAAGACGCACCUCAAGGAGGAGACGGAGCAGUACGAGAACUUUCGUCUGGCCGUCAAGGAGAGCAAGCGGACGGGCGCCAAGCGCUCUGUUUACGCUGUUGGAUUCCACCAGCAAGUCUGGGCCCUGAUGAAACGGCAGUUUGUGCUCAAGAUGCAAGACAGGCUGGCCCUCAUCAUUGGGUGGAUUCGGAGCAUCGUCAUUGCUAUUAUCCUCGGCACACUAUAUCUCAACCUCGGCGACACCUCCGCGAGUGCCUUCAGCAAGGGCGGUGUCAUGUUUAUCGCCCUCCUGUUUAAUGCUUUUCAAGCCUUCUCGGAACUCGCAGGCGUCAUGACAGGUCGAGCAGUCGUGAACAAGCACAAGGCAUACGCCUUUCACCGUCCAUCGGCAUUAUGGAUCGCUCAGAUCAUCGUCGACCAGGCCUUUGCAGCGUCCCAGAUCAUGAUUUUCUCGAUUAUCGUGUACUUUAUGGCAAAUCUCUACAGGAGCGCUGGGGCCUUCUUCACCUUUUACCUCAUGAUCCUGUCCGGCAACAUCGCCAUGACACUAUUCUUCCGUAUCCUCGGAUGUAUCAGUCCCGAUUUCGAUUACGCCAUCAAGUUUGCCGUCGUCAUCAUCACGUUCUUCGUGACCACGUCAGGUUAUCUCAUCCAGUACCAAUCCGAGAAGGUGUGGUUGCGCUGGAUCUACUGGAUCAACGCUCUGGCCCUCGCGUUCAGCGCCAUGAUGGAGAACGAGUUCGGUCGCGUCGAAAUGACCUGCACGGACAGCCAACUCGUCCCAUCUGGUGCAGGCUACGACAACAUUGAAAACCAGGUGUGCACACUCUCCGGCUCCAAGACGGGCACGAACCAGAUCUCGGGCGCAGACUACCUUGUGGAUGGCUUUUCCUACAACCCAAAGGACCUGUGGAGAAACUGGGGUAUCAUCAUGGCCCUUAUCGUGGCGUUCCUCUGCCUCAACGUCGCCCUGGGCGAGCUCGUCAAGUUUGGCAUGGACGGCAACUCGGCCCGCAUCUACUCAAAACCCGACUCAGAGCGCAAGGCCCUCAACGAGGCCCUCAUCAAGAAGCGCGACGAGCGCCACAAGAGCAAAACUGCAGGUGACGUUGAUGGCGACGAGAUGAAGAUCGAAUCGAAAUCCGUGCUCACCUGGGAAGACCUACGAUACGACGUGCCCGUGCCCGGUGGUACGCGACGUCUCCUGAACAGCGUCUAUGGAUACGUCAAGCCUGGCGAAUUGACAGCUCUCAUGGGUUCCAGUGGUGCCGGAAAAACGACACUGCUCGAUGUGCUCGCCGGCCGCAAGAAUAUUGGCGUGAUUCAUGGCGAUAUUCUGGUCGACGGUGUCAAGCCCGGUAAGGAGUUUCAGCGGUCCACGUCGUAUGCGGAGCAGCUUGACAUGCACGACCCGUCGCAGACCGUCCGAGAGGCCCUUAGGUUUUCUGCAGACCUGCGCCAGCCUAUUGAGACGCCUCAGGCAGAGAAGUAUGCCUAUGUGGAGGAGGUCAUUGCACUGCUUGAGAUGGAGAGCAUUGCGGACGCCAUUAUUGGAUCGCCUGAGGCUGGCCUCACUGUCGAGCAGCGCAAGAGAGUCACCAUUGGCGUGGAGCUUGCUGCAAAGCCACAGCUGUUGCUAUUCCUGGACGAGCCCACGAGUGGUCUGGACAGCCAGAGCGCGUACAACAUUGUUCGAUUCUUGCAGAAGCUUGCCAGGGCUGGACAGGCUAUUCUGUGCACGAUUCACCAGCCGAACGCCGCACUUUUCGAAAACUUCGACCGUCUCCUGCUCCUGAAAUCCGGUGGCCGCUGCGUCUACUUUGGCGAUAUUGGCAAGGAUGCCUGUGUUCUUCGAGACUACCUGGCACGCCACGGCGCUGUGGCUGGCGAGACCGACAACGUUGCCGAGUUCAUGCUCGAGGCGAUCGGUGCAGGCUCCAGCCCUCGCAUCGGCAACCGUGACUGGGCCGACAUCUGGGAGGACAGCGCGGAGCUGGCCAACGUCAAGGACACCAUUUCACAGCUCAAGGAGGCGCACAAGUCGGACGGUAGCAAGGCCGACAGCUCGCUGGAGCGCGAGUACGCCUCUCCCCUCAAGCACCAGCUCAAGGUCGUCAUCAAGCGGACCAAUCUGUCCUACUGGCGCUCGCCCAACUACCUGUUCACACGUCUGUUCAAUCACCUGGUGAUCGCCCUCAUCACGGGUCUAACCUUUCUCAACCUCGACGACAGCCGCGCAUCGCUACAGUACAAGAUCUUCGUGACGUUCCAGGUCACCGUGCUCCCGGCCCUCAUCCUUUCGCAAGUGGAGGUCAUGUACCACUUCAGGCGCUCCAUCUUCUUCCGCGAGCAGUCGUCCAAGAUGUACUCGCCCUUCACCUUUGUCAGCUCCAUGGUGGUGGCCGAGAUGCCGUACAGUAUCUUGUGCGCCGUCUGCUUCUUCUUGCCCUUGUACUACAUGCCCGGGUUCCAGACCGAGUCAAGCCGCGCGGGCUACCAGUUCUUCAUCAUCCUCAUCACUGAGCUGUUCUCUGUCACCCUGGGCCAGUGCCUCGCGGCGCUGACCCCUUCCUUGUUCGUCUCGUCCCAGUUCGACCCGUUCCUCACCAUCGUCUUCAGCAUCUUCUGCGGCGUCACCAUCCCCGCCCCCCAGAUGCCCCGCUUCUGGCACGCCUGGAUGUACCAACUCGAUCCUUUUACCCGUCUCAUCAGCGGCAUGGUCACCACCGCCCUCCACGGCCUGCCUGUGCGCUGCAAGGAGAGCGAGCUCAACACCUUUACGAGCCCGGCGGGGCAGACGUGUGGCGAGUACAUGCAGCCUUAUUUCCAAGCUGGCGGCACCGGGUAUAUCGUGGACAACUCGACCAGUAACUGUGGGUACUGUGCGUACAAAGACGGGGACCAGUAUUACGAGGCGCUGGGGAUGAGCUUCGAGACCAGGUGGCGGGAUCUGGGCAUCUUUAUUGCUUUCGUGGCGAGUAAUCUGUGUAUUCUGAUUGUGGCGAGCCGUUUCCUCAACUACAACAAGCGGUAAACGGUCGUUCCUCGAGGGGUCAACGAGUCGUCAACGCUUCUUUGGUGAUCCUAUUUUUCAGUUGGAGACCAAGCCGCCUUGACCAUGUGAUGCUGAACCAUCGAGAUUCUCUCUCGUAUUCUUGUAAAUGGUAUUUAAUGUCAUUCAUAUUAGGGAUGAAGAAGAAAGAGGGGAGGGAAGGGGAGCUCUCAAGUAGAGCAUACGAUUGCAUGGUGAAUUUGAAACUUGAUAGCUGGUAAAUAAUACCCUCAUAGACUGUGUACCUUGUAUAGACUAGCAGCAUAGCC
Molecule: messenger RNA, 4745 nt
Organism: Cryphonectria parasitica EP155
Lineage: Eukaryota; Fungi; Ascomycota; Sordariomycetes; Diaporthales; Cryphonectriaceae
Exons: 5
Coding region: 1-4458 (1485 amino acids)
Biological process (GO): transmembrane transport
Cellular component (GO): membrane
Molecular function (GO): ABC-type transporter activity; ATP hydrolysis activity; ATP binding
Source: RefSeq, a predicted model, not a curated record